AUGCCGGUUAUCCUAAGGAAAUGUCCACAUUUAGACACUCUAGUCUUUCAGGGUCUCACAGAGUAUUGGAAAGACAAAUGCCGGGAUGCAUGUGACUGCGUUUCUCAGGAGGACAAAAGUCGUUUGCUCAUGAAAAAGAUACAGAUCAAAGGGUUUAGAGGAACAACGGUAGAGAUGGGAGUGUUAGCGCAUUUUUUGAAGUAUUUCCCGUGUUUGAAGGAGAUUGAGAUAUAUGCCGAAGAGAAUUGUACUAGUGAUAUUUUUGAACACAUUGUGAAGUUAGUGAAUCUCUACAACGAGAGUUAUCGACUUGUGGUUCACUUCCUGGUGUUGGAUUCAUCCUAUGGGAAGUAA
Brassica rapa (field mustard) is the source of this 354-nucleotide messenger RNA. RefSeq names its product putative F-box protein At3g58950. The record is from RefSeq and is a predicted model, not a curated record. Lineage: Eukaryota; Viridiplantae; Streptophyta; Magnoliopsida; Brassicales; Brassicaceae.